AUGUCCAACGAUUCUACCAGCCAGCCGAUAGCCGGCAUUCACACCUUUGACCUGUCAUCCGUGUGGCUCGGUGACAUCGCGUUGUGGCUGCGCACUGUAGAGUCACGAUUCGCCCUCCAUCAGAUCACACGAGAGAAUACGAAAUUUCACUAUGUUGUGGCAGCACUCCCAAUGGACAUCGCCACCGACCUCCGCGACAUCAUAGAUUGCCCGCCCACAGAAGCCCCUUAUACUGCCCUAAAGGAGGCUCUCAUUUCCCGCAUUUCCCUCUCAACGCAAAAACGUCUCCAACGUUUAAUUUCUGAGGAGGACCUCGGUGACAGGAAGCCUACGCAGCUUCUUAGGCGUUUGGAGCAGUUGGCAGACGGACAAAAGCUGGAUGCCACCAUGUUCAAGCAACUUUUCCUCCAACGGUUGCCUCCCUCUGUGCAAGCCAUCCUUGCGCCUAACAUUCCUUCAUCGACUGUUCAGAUGCUCGCGGAGACUGCUGACCGUAUACUCGAGUACUACCAGCCUCCUGUUACGGUUAACGUCGCUAGUCGAAGCACAACUGCCCCCACAAUCGAGGAUGUCGUCAAACGCCUGGAUGCCCUCACUCUCGAAGUUUCCUAG
Messenger RNA from Spirometra erinaceieuropaei, 612 nucleotides. The record is from the annotation of a GenBank genome assembly. NCBI's taxonomy places the organism in Eukaryota, Metazoa, Platyhelminthes, Cestoda, Diphyllobothriidea, Diphyllobothriidae.